AGGCAACAUUAUGGUAAAUAAAGGAAUUGUAUAAAAUCGUGCUGGCAACACUGCCCGCCGAUUGUAAUUUGUAAUCGCCCCUCUUGCCUUCCGACCACCGGCCUAUGUACACAUGUUCAAUUUAUAUUUCUCAUAAUUAAAGUGAUUUUUCCAUAUACAUCGGAGUCAACUUAUUAUUCAACCUAUGGUAAUACAGUCCUGCUUCGCACAUGGUCCUUCGGCCCUCCGAUUGAAGACAGCAAGAGGUAAAAUACGCUUUCAUUAUUGAGAAUCAAACAUUUUGCAAAAAGACAAAGGUCCGCAACGCGACGUUGCCGCUCUGAUUGACUUACGCAAUAUUCAUCUAUAAUCUACCGUGAGCCAACGCGUGAGAGCGCAAAGCAGAUACGUCGCCAGUGGGAGUGAGGGAGAAAGCAGCAUCGCGCCAGCGCUACGACCACGAGGUAAAAACGUGGCGAACGCAACAUUAUCGAGACGAGGGACGGCGCCCCGCGCCAUUUUGUCAGCGUCGUCUGCGCAGUGUAUCAAGUCUCUUUAUUGCAUUAAAACUAAAAGUAAAAUCAGUGUUAAUGCUAAAGUGAAUAGCAAUUUCUGUUCAAAAAAAAAGUUAUAUCAUAAAUCAGUGCCGUUAUUCGAGCAAUAGUAACCAUAAAUCAGUGUAUUUCGGAAAUACCUAUUAGUAUAUACGUCGUAAAUCAUAAUGGAGGACGAAUUAUCAAGGAAGAAUGUAGCACGCGGUUACGCAAAGCGCACAAUCACGCGGCUUUAUCAGUAUUUAGAAGCAGAAGAGGCAAAUCUACUAAAGAACCACGUGGAGGAACUCAUGGUUCGGCGCGACCGACUGGAAAAAACUUUUAAUGAAUACGAAGACUUGUGCAAAGACAUUUUACAUUUGAAUCCCAAAGAUGAGGAGUGCGUGGACGUCGUCGAAGAAAAGUUUUACAAAAUGGUAACGAUGUUAAACAAGGCGAUUGCGCAACGUGGGUUUGCACCCGCGUCUUCAACCAAUUCAGUUGCUCAACCGAGUGUAGCGGCAAAAACUCACUUACCUCCCGUGGACAUCCAACAGUUUAACGAUAGCUUUACAACGAGAGCCUACCAAAUGGAUAGAAGCUCUGAUAACAAGCCGAGCCUGGAAGAGUUUCUCCAGUACCUUGAGAAACGGGCCUUGGCUUUAGAAAAUGCUGAGCAAGGUCACACUGCGGGUAACUCACGGGUAGCAGCUCUCGCCACGCAGGGAUCAUCAUGCAGUUACUGUAAGUCCAAAGAACAUAAACUUUUUAAAUGUAAAAAAUUCUAUUUAUUGACAGCACAGGAAAGAAUAUUAUUCAUAGAAAAGAAUAAACUUUGUAUUACAUGUUUAGGUACACAUAAGGGCAAAUGUAGGUUUCACUUCCGAUGUUCAGACUGCAAGGGCUGUCACAACAGCUUAGUCUGCAAUUCUCCCGCCCUGGCACCUCCUGUUACUUUGACAGGCAACAUUGAUAAUAAUGUACUCCUGCCCACAGCAAGAGUAAAGGUGUUCAGCAAGAAUGGCCGAGAGUACCGCAUCAAGGCUUUACUAGAUAGCGGUUCACAGGUAUCGUUAGUGACCUCAAAGGUCAUAAAAAUAUUAGGUUUGACUCCCACACCCAAUAACACAAAUAUUAUUGGCAUAUCUAACACUAAAAAUAAUACAAAGUACUGCAUCCCAUUAGAGGUGCAUUCUAUGCACAUUCCGUUCAAAAAAAUCAUCAACUGUCAUGUAGUAGAAAAUAUAACUUGUAAACUUCCCCAGAGUAACAUUGAUAUUUCCAAAAUUCACAUACCAAAUAAUAUAACUUUAGCCGAUGAACAGUUCAAUGUACCAAGUGAAAUACAUAUACUCAUUGGUGCGGAUGUGUUUUUCCAGACCCUGUUGCCAAGCAAUCAGAGCGUGGUGGUGGUGCCAAUGAACCUCAGCUCACCAGCUGCAAGUGAUCCUCACGGGUCACAACAGGUUCUCCCUACUGCUUCGUGUCACACUACAUCACAAGGGUCUCCAGGGUUUGAAUUACACAUAUUUCCAACACUAUUUGGUCACAUAAUAGGAGGAGGUUUGCCAGUCGAUUUAUCCAAACCAUCUUGUCACAAAGUAGCAUUAAAAUGUGAGCUAGAUAUACAAAAAACAAUUUCUCAGUUUUGGUCUUAUGAAAAGGUCCCAGAAUUAUUCCAUGAAAAAACUUCUGAACAGGAGCUGUGUGAACAAAUAUUUCAAAGCUCUGUCAAAUUAGAAAAUAAUCACUUUCAAGUUGCCUUACCAUUGAAAUUACCUUUAGAAGAUAUUAAUGGCAUAUUAGGCGAAUCCUUUCACCUUGCUUUAAAGAGAUUUUUAAAUUUAGAAAAGAAAUUGCAUUCAAAUCCAAAUCUAUUCAUGCAAUAUCAAAGAUUUAUCCAUGAAUACUUAUCACUUAACCAUGGUCAUUAUAUGGACAUUGAACUGUAUGACAUAAACAAACAAGCAACUUACUAUUUACCCCAUCAUGCAGUAAUAAAUGAAAAUUCAAGUACAACCCGACUUCGGUGUGUAUUUGAUGCUUCAAUGAAAACUGACAAGAAGGUCAGCUUAAACAGUUUACAACUCAAUGGACCGGUAGUGCAAAAAGAUCUUUUUGAUAUACUCAUGCUAUUCAGAUUUGGCAAAUAUACAUUCACAACGGACAUCAAACAUAUGUUCCGCAAUAUAAAAAUUGAUCCCAAAUUCACUUCUCUACAAAACAUACUUUGGAGAGACAAUCCAAGUGAAUCAAUUAAAUGUAUUAGAUUAGACACAGUAACAUACGGUUUAAAAAGCUCUAGUUACUUGGCAACACGUUGUUUAAAGGAGCUAGCAAUUAGGUACGAAAAUUUGUAUCCUCUAGCUUCCAACAUAAUUAAUAAUCAUACAUAUGUUGACGAUAUUCUUUACACAGAUCAUGAUUUCAACUCAGUUAUAACUGCAAGGAAUCAACUACGCGAAAUACUCAGUCUAGGUGGAUUUCAUACACACAAGUGGGCCUCAAAUAAUAAAAGCAUACUGUCAGAUAUACCACAGACCGAGCAACAACAUUUUUGUAGUUUAGAUUUGCAAAAAGACAAUUUCGACAUGAAAGCUUUAGGGCUGCGCAUUAAUGUUAUAGAUGAUAACUUUAUAAUAUCAUCCCCUGAACCGUUUAACCCUAAAGAAAUAACAAAAAGAAGAAUAUUAAAUUACAUAGGUAGGUUCUACGACCCUAUGGGGUUUGCAAGUCCUAUUAUAGUAACAGCAAAGGUCAUCAUGCAAAAAUUAUGGCUACAAAAUAUUGAUUGGAAUUCCACUCCCCCUCUUAACAUUCAAGAAGAGUGGCUACAGUUUACAGCUGAUCUAUUAGCAAUGGAGCCAAUUAAACUAAGUAGAAAUAUAGAUAUUUCAGAAAAUGACACCGCAGAGCUGGUGGGAUUUGCUGAUGCUUCGAGUUCCACGGCCUACGGUUGCUGUGUAUACCUGCGAGUCAACAAAUUAGGUAACUCAAAUGCUUACUUGCUCUGUUCGAAAUCUAGAAUAAAUCCUAUUCAAAAGAAGGGCAUGACAGUGCCAAGGCUUGAAUUGAAUGCUGCACUCUUGUUAUCUAAGUUAAUGGCAAAAACAUAUGAUUCACUUAAGCUUAAAGUUAAAAUAAAGGAUGUAUAUCUAUUCAGUGAUUCAAAGAUUGUUCUUGCAUGGAUUGACACUGAAUUGAUGCAGCUUCAAGCUUAUAUAGCGAACAGAGUGAGUGUCAUUCGUCAGGCUACAGGUGCAUGGUCAUGGCUUUAUGUCAACACCAAAGAAAAUCCUGCCGACCUCAUCAGCAGAGGACUAAAGCCAGGCGAGCUGAACCGGUGCCAGUUAUGGUGGAACGGGCCACAGUUUCUACGUAACAGUGAGUACAAUUUUGAUUGCUGUAAACCAGAGCUCCCCAGCACUCUACCCGAGGUGAGGCCUUGCUUAGUGCUUUCUGAUGACCAAUCAUCAAAUUCUAUUGAAUAUAUUUUCAAACAAUUAUAUAAUUAUUCUAAUAUUACAAAAAUCAUUAGGCUCAUGGCUUAUAUGUUAAGAUUUUUGAAUAAUGUAAAUAAACAUAAAAAUAAAAUAAAUAGUAAAUAUUUAACAAGCUCAGAGCUUGAAAAUGCCUUAAUGGUUAUAGUUAAACAUGAACAAGGUGUCCAUUUCAAAUCUGAAAUUAAUGCACUUUGCAAAGGCAAUAAUUUAAAAGGAACUCUUGUGAACCUACAUCCUUUCAUUGAUAAGCUAGGUCUUUUACGUGUAGGUGGGAGGCUCCACCAUGCUGCCAUACCACUGUCGCAAAAACAUCCUGUUAUCCUACCAAAGGACUCUUUAAUUACUAGCUUGAUUAUUAAAAGCGAACAUGAAAGAUUACUGCAUGCAGGACCUAAGCUUCUGCUUUCAAGUUUAAACCAAAAAUUUUGGAUUGUAAAUGGCUUAUUACAUAUUAAGAAAAUAACCCACAAAUGUAUUAUAUGUUUUAGAAAUAAGGCGACAGCUGCUCAACAGCUAAUGGGCUCACUGCCAGCCAGCCGUGUCACAGCCACGAGCCGACCGUUCCAGGUUAUCGGCUUGGAUUUUGCUGGGCCUGUAGACGUCAAGCUAUCGCGAAUUAGACGCUCUGUAGUCGGAAAAGGUUAUAUAUGCGUUUUUGUAUGCUUUACAACGAAGGCAGUUCACUUAGAACUGGCUUCGGACUUAACCACAGAAACAUUUCUAGGCUGUCUCAAAAGGCAAAUAAGCAGACGUGGAAAGCCCAGCCAGGUCCACUGUGAUAAUUUUAGCUCAUUCAAAUCGGCUAGCAACCAAUUAAAUGAAUUGUAUAAGCUGCAUGCAUCUCAGUAUCACCAGGCAAACGUACAAAAAUUUGCUGCAGAACAAGGUAUAAAUUUCCAUUUCAUUCCGUGCUAUUCUCCUACGUUUGGUGGUCUCUGGGAGGCAGCAGUUAAAAGUACAAAAUACCAUUUAAGGCGAGUUGUACAAAAUAGUUUAUUAACAUAUGAACAGCUUAACACAGUUCUUUGUGAGAUUGAAGCUGUACUUAAUUCAAGACCAUUGUUAUCACUCUCAUCUGAUCCAGAUGACUUUUGUUAUUUAACACCUGGUCACUUUAUUAUUGGUAGUGCGUUAACUAUGUAUCCAGAAAACAAUUUAAUUAAUGUACCUAAAAAUAAACUUAAGUUUUGGCAGCUAUGUACUAAUUUAAAACAACAAUUUUGGAAGGUUUGGCAUAAAUAUUAUUUAAAUAUUCUCCAGAAUAGGCCAAAAUGGCGCCAAGACCAGAAUAAUGUUAAAGUAGGAAGUUUAGUUAUUCUAAAGGAUGAUAACUUAUAUCCUAUGUACUGGCCCAUGGCACGAAUUGUAAGAUUAUGUCCUGGUCACGAUGGAAAGGUCAGGGCCGUCGAGGUCAUUACCCCAAAUAAAAAAACACACGUUCGGGCCAUUAACAAAAUAUGUGUAUUGCCAAUAGAUUCCAAUUAGUAUUUAAUUAUUAUAAGAAUGUUUAUUAAGAAAAUUUUAAAUUUAACAUUGUAAGCAACAAUUAAACUUAACUUGUAAAAUGUUUAAAUUUCCAGUUUACAUAUUAUUUAACAAUUGUAUAGUUCAUAACAUCAUGAGGCCGCAGCAUGUUGCAGGCAACAUUAUGGUAAAUAAAGGAAUUGUAUAAAAUCGUGCUGGCAACACUGCCCGCCGAUUGUAAUUUGUAAUCGCCCCUCUUGCCUUCCGACCACCGGCCUAUGUACACAUGUUCAAUUUAUAUUUCUCAUAAUUAAAGUGAUUUUUCCAUAUA
Messenger RNA from Bicyclus anynana (squinting bush brown), 5810 nucleotides. RefSeq lists its product as uncharacterized. Gene Ontology annotation, molecular function: aspartic-type endopeptidase activity; nucleic acid binding. Lineage: Eukaryota; Metazoa; Arthropoda; Insecta; Lepidoptera; Nymphalidae. The record is from RefSeq and is a predicted model, not a curated record. Gene Ontology annotation, biological process: DNA integration; proteolysis. The transcript is spliced from 2 exons. Bases 701 to 5500 code for a protein of 1599 amino acids.